This is a messenger RNA of Fusarium sp. VM40, 1692 nucleotides long. The record is from the annotation of a GenBank genome assembly. NCBI's taxonomy places the organism in Eukaryota, Fungi, Ascomycota, Sordariomycetes, Hypocreales, Nectriaceae.
AUGCAAUCAUCACUAGAUCCGCCUUCAGCAGAGUGUGUUGUCUAUGUUGCACCAUUUCAACACGCCCCUCUUGACUCUGCGGCGCGUGAAAUCAGGCUCUUGACAUUGCUUCCUGGCGAACCAGGGAGUCCCCUCGUUGGAAAUCUCAAGACUGUCAGCCUAAAUGACAAACCUCAAUAUGAGGCUCUUAGCUACACGUGGGGAUCUUCUGAUGUGAAAUACGACAUGACUAUUGAUGGCUUGGGACUUUCGGUGGGCCAUAACCUCAGAAAGGCUCUGGAUGAUCUGCGUUCCCUGACUGAAUCUUGCGUUAUCUGGAACGAUGCUAUUUGCAUAAACCAGAGCGACCAUGAGGAGAAAGGCCAUCAAAUUCAUCUUAUGAGGGCGAUUUAUUCCGAGUCAACUGCUGUCUGUGCCUGGAUUGACCACGAGAUAAAUCCAUUGGACCCCAGCUUCAUGAGUCUUCAAGCGCUCGACAACGGCGUCCAAAUUCAGGAUUAUAGCGCCGAGUACUGGCAUCCUGUGGCAAGAAUCUUUCGAAAUCAAUACUGGAGACGGUUGUGGGUACAGCAGGAGCUGAUAAUGGCACCGACGAUUCAUGACGUCCUGGCUGCUAAGUGCUACCAUGCGAGGGAACGUCACUCGACAAGAGCCGACCGUAUUGCGCGUGGAGAAAAGCCACGGAGCCGCUGGAGUGAGCUAAUGACGUGGUUUCUGGAUGCUAUAGAGCUCGAGAUGAGUGAGCCCAGGGAUAGAGUCUAUGGAAUUCUCGGCAUUACUUUAAGAGAUGAGGGUCUGGAAAGCUUCGACAUAAAUUACAACCUGCCUGUGGCUACUGUUUACUCCCAGGUUUUUGAAUUCUACAUCAGAGAGACGAACAGUCUGCUGUUCUUGUGUUUUUUCCAGCUUCCCAACCGGCCACCUACGACUGGGCCAAAAGUCGCGGUUCCAACCAGGAUGCCAACCGAGUAUCUAAUGCUGAUGACCUCUCUUGCUGCUAGUGAUGCAUGUGGUCCUACCCUGGCUGUCAACGCUCGCAUCUGCCUGGAGACGCUGGUCCUCUCCGUUGAAGGACAUUGUUUGGAUUCUAUCUCUUGCGUUUUAGACAUCAACACAGACGAGAAACCCCUCUUAUCGGAAUGGCUAUCUCAGUUGGAAGACUUUUGUCGCAGAAUUUGGCCGAAUGAUACAACUGAGCCGUUGUACGAGAAAGACGAAGUGAACUCUCUCUUCUUCCCCUGGAUGCAUCCUCAGGGUUAUGUGGCGAUGUGGGGCCAUGAGAGACCGUCUUAUGAACUGAGGCUUGCGCUAAUUCGUGCCCUUGUUCAAGAAAGGCAGCUACGGAUACCAGUAGACAAAUCUGUAAUGGCGUCUGUCCAGACGUUCAAUAGUACUUCUGGCAAUCGACAAAUCAUGUAUGAUUCGUGGUCUGGGAAUGUUGGUAGCAAAUCCUUUUUGGGGACUACAGGCGGGAGGAUAGGAACAAUACGCAGUAGCACCGGGAUUAGAGAAGGUGAUGAGUUGUGGAUUGUCUUUGGGUGCUGGAUGCCUUUAGUUCUUCGGCCUGUGGUGGGGAAGUCGAGGCGCUAUACUCUCGUUGGGGCUUCUGAGUUUCACGGAAUUAUGCUGGGAGAGGGGGUUUUGUAUGAUGGACCAAGUGUGAAGCCAGGUGUUAUGGUUGAGUUGGAGUGA